Molecule: messenger RNA, 2521 nt
Organism: Betta splendens (Siamese fighting fish)
Lineage: Eukaryota; Metazoa; Chordata; Actinopteri; Anabantiformes; Osphronemidae
Gene: gsr
Product: glutathione reductase
Exons: 13
Coding region: 271-1785 (504 amino acids)
Biological process (GO): cellular response to oxidative stress; cell redox homeostasis; glutathione metabolic process
Cellular component (GO): mitochondrion; cytosol
Molecular function (GO): glutathione-disulfide reductase (NADPH) activity; flavin adenine dinucleotide binding; NADP binding
Source: RefSeq, a predicted model, not a curated record
ACUUCUAUCCUCAAAAUUUAAUUCCGUCUUUACAGGUUUUAGGUGUCAAAAUACAUCAUACGUCUAUAUUUGACAGACAACGCAUCAUCGUAGCGUCAACACUUUAUAUAAACGGGACUCCAUUUCUGUGAGCACCCAGUGACACAGGAAGUGGUUUAAAGCUUUUGUUUUUGAUUAAAGUCAAGCCACAUGCUGUGACUAGCUGGCAGUGACCAGAGAGGGAUAAACCUGGACACGAUGUGGAUGCAUCUUCAGAAAAUACCGUAAAAUAUGAAAAACAUGCUGUUUAAAAGACUCUGCAGGCUGCUUCCCAAAAUAUCCGUGUAUUUAGCGCUGCCAAGACGCACGGUUACCCGUCGCAACAUGGCCUCAAACCCGACGGCAGCAGACACGACCCGCUUCGACUUCCUGGUGAUCGGCGGCGGCUCCGGGGGUCUGGCCGGAGCUCGCAGGGCGGCGGAGCUCGGCGCGUCCACGGCCGUGAUCGAGAGUCACAAACUCGGAGGUACCUGCGUCAAUGUUGGUUGUGUCCCAAAGAAGGUCAUGUGGAAUGCAGCAGUUCAUGCCGAAUAUCUUCAUGAUCACAGUGACUACGGCUUUGAGGCUGGAAAGGUUUCUUUCAGCUGGGAGACUCUUAAGGCCAAAAGAGAUGCUUACGUUACUCACUUGAAUCGCAUUUAUCGCAACAAUCUCGACAAGGCUAAAAUCCAAACAAUUCAAGGCCGGGCAAGGUUCACGGAUGACCUUGAGCCCACUGUGGAGGUCAAUGGGAAGAAGUACACGGCGCCUCACAUUCUCAUUUCCACUGGGGGGCAGCCUACUCUUUUGAGCGAAGCUGAAGUUCCAGGCGCAAGACUUGGCAUUACCAGUGAUGGCUUCUUUGAGCUUGAAACUCUGCCAAAACGCACUGUGAUUGUGGGUGCUGGAUAUAUUGCUGUGGAGAUGGCAGGCAUCCUUUCCACCCUGGGGUCCAAAACAUCUCUCAUCAUUCGACAGACAGGGGUUUUGAGGAACUUCGACAGCAUGAUAAGCACAAACUGCACCAAAGAACUUCAGAACUCUGGUAUAGACAUGUGGAAGAACUCCCAGGUUAAGUCCGUGCGUAAAACGGACCAGGGUCUGGAGGUGACAGUUAUCACCAAGGACCCAGAGAAGAAGAACGAGGAGGAGAAGAUCAGCACCAUCCAGGAGGUGGACUGUCUCCUCUGGGCCAUCGGCAGACAGCCAAACACCUCUGGACUGAACAUCGGAGAGAUGGGUGUGGAAACCGAUGAUAAAGGUCAUAUCAUUGUGGAUGACUUUCAGAACACCAGUCGACCAGGGAUCUACGCUGUCGGUGACGUUUGUGGCAAAGCUCUUCUCACACCUGUUGCUAUUGCUGCGGGCAGGAAGCUGGCACACAGGCUGUUUGAGGGAAAGAAGGACUCCAAGUUGGACUACUCCACCAUUCCCACGGUGGUGUUCAGCCACCCACCUAUCGGUACCGUGGGCCUCACAGAAGAUGAGGCCAUUAAAUCCAAAGGAAAGGAGAACGUGAAGGUGUACAGGACUUCUUUCACUCCAAUGUAUCACGCCAUAACGAGCAGGAAGAGUCAGUGCAUUAUGAAGCUGGUGUGUGUGGGCAAGGAGGAGAAGGUGGUGGGGCUGCACAUGCAGGGUCUGGGCUGUGACGAGAUGCUGCAGGGCUUUGCUGUGGCCAUUAAAAUGGGUGCUACCAAAGCAGACUUUGACAAGACUAUUGCCAUUCACCCCACUUCCUCUGAGGAGUUUGUCACAAUGCGUUAAUGCAAAUACCAACCCCCAACUUUGCUUCCCUAUACAGCAUACCAGGACAGAGUUCCUGCUCUGCACUACUCUCACAUCAGCUUGACGACUUGCUUUUUUAAAACUAUCUUCAUACUUCCAUUUUCUUUCAUUUCAGUGACCUUGUUUGUGCACAGUGUUUCUUUUUCCGCCUAAUUCUCACCUAACUGGACCAAGACCAAGUGAUGGCCUUCCUAAACUGUACUGUGGGUCUUGAAUUUUGAUUGAAUUCCAUUUUAAUGAUUGUGAAAUGGAAGUGAUGACUCUGCAGGCAUGUUGUCAAGUGAUUGCGCAGGAAGACCUCUCUCCUAGUGUAUGUGUUUGGUUUGUCAGUCAUUCGUCUGAUUCGUUUUACAAACACUGCUGCUCCAUAAGGCACCUAUUUGCUUCUAAUACAAGGUCAUAACAUAUUGACUGCACUGUUUUAAAAACUCAAUAAACCUGCAGGCUUUUUCUUAAGUGUUGUUUUUUUUGCGUCUUUUAUGGUUCCAUGUUGCAUCUCUCCACUAAUGUCUUUGGCUUUGUGUUUGUUACUGGGAUACAAGAUGAUGAAUCUUACUAUUUGCUACUCAGAUGUCCAGUGACUAAAGGAAUAUUCACUUUUGUAUCUACAUACAAGGGAAGAAUGCAUAUAUGGUCAAAAUACUAUAACUGUCAUAUGCAAUAAAGCUUAUUCAGGUAUCAUCAGUCUGUAAUUAAAACAUAUUUGAAAACAUUA